AUGGCCGAGAGGGUAGAAGGUCUUUUAAUUCAACAAAUCACCUCGAUCGCGGCGAUACAACGAGUGAUCGUGAAUUAUAAAAAACUCCCGAAAGCUCAAGUUACGUUGGCCAAGUCUACCAAAGCGGAGGACCAAAAGAGCAUCUCCUACUUCAAGGACAACACUUUCCUCGAAGCAGAGGACGCCUACUUCGAAGCGGCUGACUUCCUCAGCGAGGCCAUCGCCCAGCUGCACGUCGGUGGUAAAACCUCAUCUGAACCAAGUCCUAUUGGACCACGUGAUUCCCGUCAGGAGACCACCCCCGAGGUAAAUUGCGCGUUUGCUGAAGAUAUAGAUUCUUCAUUGCGUCGUUUUUGGGAACUCGAAGAAGUGCCCUCGAAACCCCGGCUCUCCGAGGAAAAUGAAAGAUGCGAGCGUCACUUCCGCGAUACUCAUGCCCGCUCUCCUCAGGGCCGAUACAUCGUACGACUCCCAUUUAAGAGUGAGCCUCCAUUUAAUCUCGAAGGAUCUCGAAAAAUCGCUUCCCGUUUUUACGCGAAACUGGAGCAACGGCUGUUUAAGCAGCCGGAUCUCGAGUCUCAGUAUCAUGACUUCUUGUCGGAAUAUCUUUCCAUGGGUCACAUGGAACGAGUUGAAGAAGAACAGGCCCUGAAUCUCUCGGCAAUAUACAUCCUUCAUCACCCCGUCGUGCGACUAUCCAGCAGCACGACCAAGCUUAGAGUCGUAUUUAACGCAUCUGCAAAAACUCCAUCAGGAAAUUCGCUAAACGAUCACCUUAUGAUCGGUCCGAAACUGCAGCGAGAUUUAGCGGCUAUUAUCCUGCGCUGGCGAUUGUUUCGUUAUGUGUACACUGCGGACAUCACGAAGAUGUUCAGACAGAUCUUAAUCAAUCCAGCCGAUGCCGACUAUCAGAGGAUAUUAUGGCGAUCGCACCGAGAUCAACCCAUUUUUUCGUAUCGAUUGCUUACCGUGACGUAUGGUCUCGCCUCCGCGCCUUACCUUGCCAUUAAAGUUUUAGACCAAUUAGCUCUGGAUGAAGGCAGCAACUUUCCCGCUGCUAUUCCUGUUCUGCAAGAUUCAAUUUAUGUCGAUGAUGCCAUUUUCGGUGCGGACGAGAUUCAUACUCUCCGCGAUAUCCGCAACCAAUUAGUCGACCUCAUGCGUCGGGGGGACUUUCAACUCCGCAAGUGGGCCGCCAACGCGGCCGAAUUACUCGAAAACAUUCCUAUUGAAGAACAUGAAUCAGCUUCUGAUCGUCCGCUCGGUGAGGACGAGUCUCUGAAG
This is a messenger RNA of Osmia bicornis bicornis, 1284 nucleotides long. RefSeq lists its product as uncharacterized. The annotation marks the transcript as partial. The transcript has 3 exons. The record is from RefSeq and is a predicted model, not a curated record. Lineage: Eukaryota; Metazoa; Arthropoda; Insecta; Hymenoptera; Megachilidae.